Molecule: messenger RNA, 3769 nt
Organism: Rhododendron vialii
Lineage: Eukaryota; Viridiplantae; Streptophyta; Magnoliopsida; Ericales; Ericaceae
Product: probable LRR receptor-like serine/threonine-protein kinase IRK
Exons: 2
Coding region: 579-3557 (992 amino acids)
Biological process (GO): protein phosphorylation
Molecular function (GO): protein binding; ATP binding; protein kinase activity
Source: RefSeq, a predicted model, not a curated record
GUUCUCAGACACCAGUGAAGUGAGGAAAAGGAGAGAGAGAAAAAGAGAAGGAAAACCAGAGUGUAGAGAGAGAGAGAGAGGCGACGCCGCCGUGAGCUCCACCUCCGCCCAGCACAACCGCUUCCUUCCACCUUUGCUUUAGUUAACUCCGUCCCGAUAAUCUCCAGCUCACUCACCGGCGCCGGAGAUCCGUUCACAAUCAUCCCUCCGGUGACAUUUCCGCCGGUACAUCGAACUCCGAGCUCUUUCAUGUUUUCUUUUCCUCUGAUUUCUCUUCACAUUGUUUGUUAAGUAAAUUCUAACCAUUAAAGACCACCUGGUUCGUACGCAUUUAUUCCAUUUCCUAGACGAGUCUCUCUACUCUCUAACGGUAAAGUUAGGUUUUGCUUUAAACCUCCUCCUUUUUUUUCACCUGAUAAGAUCCUUUCCUUUUCUUUCAAGUUAUUUUGAUUGCUAAAAAUUCAACAAAAUUAGGUUGCAUUUCCUUGUCAAGUACCCUCCAAAUGCAUACCUUCUCAUUUGCUCUUUCUUUGUCUUUGGACUACUUUGCCCUUGAUUCUUAGUCCAUUGCAAAUUUCAUGUGGGAUAAUGCAUUGUGGACGAAGUGCAAGAUAGGAAAGAAGGGGCAAAAAGGUCCUGAUCUUUUGAUGGAAAUGAAGUUGUUUAGCCUGCUCAUUUUACUGGUUGUAGUUCCCAUUGGUGUUAUUUCUUCGGAUCAACCUUUGAAUGAUGAUGUCCUAGGGUUAAUAGCUUUCAAAGCAGACAUUCAAGAUCCCAAUGGGAAAUUGGUUUCUUGGAAUGUAGAUGAUGACAGCUCAUGUAAAUGGGUUGGAAUAAAAUGCAACAAUAGAUCUAACCGGGUUACGGAGCUCGUCCUUGAUGGGUUCUCUCUAUCGGGACGAUUAGGUCGAGGCCUACUCCAGUUGCAGUUUCUCCGGAAACUGUCACUGGCAAAGAACAAUUUUACUGGGAGUGUAACCCCCAAUUUGACCCAACUUGAGAACCUACGGUUUCUUGACCUCAGCGAAAACAGUCUUUCUGGACCGAUCCCAGAUGAGUUUUACCAACGAUGCGGUUCGCUAAGGUCGAUUUCCUUGGCGAACAACAAGUUUUCGGGCGAAAUUCAGGAUGGGUUGAGCUCAUGCUUGUCACUUGUUGCUCUUAACUUCUCUGCCAAUCAGUUUUCGGGUUUAUUACCUUCUGGGAUCUGGUCUUUACGUGGGCUUAGAUCGCUUGAUCUGUCGGAUAAUCUGCUGGAGGGUGAUAUUCCAACGGGCAUUGAAGCGUUGAAUAACUUGAGAUCGAUUAGCUUGCGGAAGAAUAUGUUCACAGGCUUGGUUCCAGAUGGUAUUGGGAGUUGUUUGCUUUUAAAGUCGAUCGAUUUUAGUGAGAACAAUCUCUCUGGAAAUCUUCCAAGCGCAAUGCAGAAACUUACCUUGUGUAAUAACCUAAAUUUACAUGAAAACUCGUUUUCUGGUCAGGUUCCAGAUUGGAUUGGAGAAAUGAAAAGCCUUGAGGUAUUGGAUCUUUCGGGUAAUAAACUUUCUGGCGAGAUUUCAAUUUCAAUUGGGAACCUUCAGUCCUUGAAGGUGCUGAAUGUUUCUAAUAAUGCUUUUACUGGGAGCUUGCCGGACUCUAUCAGCAACUGCAAAAACCUUCUGGUCACAGAUUUCAGUCAGAAUUCAUUGACUGGCAGUCUUCCUUCUUGGAUAUUUCAACUCGGUUUACAGCAAGUUUUGCUUUCAGGGAAUAGAUUAAGUGGAAGCAUGGACAGUCCUUUCUCUCCGUCGGGAGAAAACUCGCAAAAGGUUCAGGUCCUGGAUUUAUCUGACAAUGCAUUGUCGGGUGAUAUCCCGUCUGCCGUUGGGGGCUUUAACAGCUUGCAGGUCUUGAAUUUGUCUAGGAACUCACUUGAUGGUGGUAUCCCAGCAAGUAUUGGACAACUGAAGGCCUUGGACGUUUUGGAUUUGAGUGAAAAUAAGUUAAAAGGAAGUAUUCCUUUGGAAAUCGGCGGAGCUAUAUCACUGAAAGAAUUGAAACUAGAGAUGAACUUCUUGACAGGAACAAUUCCAACUUCCAUUCAAAACUGUCCCUUGUUAACAACUUUGGUUAUUUCAAGGAACAACCUUACUGGCCAAAUUCCUGCAGCUGUAGCAAAACUCACCAACCUUCAAAUCGUAGACUUGUCUUUCAACGAACUUACUGGAACCCUACCAAAGGAAUUGGCAAAUCUUAACAACCUUCUCUCCUUCAACAUAUCCUACAACCAGCUUCAAGGCGAAUUACCAGCUGGUAAUUUUUUCAAUACCAUUUCCUCUUCUUCAGUCUCUGGCAACCCAUCACUUUGUGGUGCAGUGGUAAAAAAGCCUUGCCCUACUGUCCUUCCCAAACCACUCGUCCUUAACCCCAAUUCUUCUGAUACCACCCCAUCUGGCUCAAUCCCUGAAUCUCUUGCCCACAAGAAAAAAAUUCUCAGCAUUUCUGCCCUCAUUGCAAUUGGUGCAGCUGCCAUGAUCAUCAUCGGUGUGAUUGCGAUCACUGUCCUUAACCUCCGCGUCCGAUCUUUCCCGUCUCGCUCAACAAAGGCUCUUUCAUUUUCCGGUGGUGAUGACUUCAGUCCUUCCCCCACAACUGAUGCCAACUCUGGCAAGCUUGUCAUGUUUUCGGGGAGUCCGGAUUUCAACACUGGAGCCCAUGCUUUGCUCAACAAAGAUUGUGAGCUUGGGCGCGGAGGAUUCGGAUCUGUCUACCGAACUGUACUUGGAAACGGGCGAUCCGUUGCCAUCAAGAAGCUUACAGUCUCCAGUCUUGUGAAGUCCCAAGAAGAUUUUGAAAGGGAAGUAAAGAAAUUGGGAAAAAUCCGACACCCUAAUCUUGUAGCCCUCGAAGGAUAUUACUGGACUCCCUCAUUGCAACUCCUCAUAUAUGAAUUUGUUCCGGGAGGAAAUUUAUACAAGCAUAUUCAUGAAGGUUUAGGUGGAAACUUCCUCUCGUGGAACGAUAGGUUUGAUAUAAUCCUUGGGACAGCAAAAAGCUUGGCUCAUUUGCACCAGAUGAACAUAAUCCACUACAAUCUGAAAUCAAGCAACAUCCUGAUUGACGGUUCUGGGGAACCUAAGGUGGCGGAUUUUGGUCUAGCAAGGCUAUUGCCAAUGCUUGAUCGUUACGUUUUAAGCAGCAAGAUUCAGAGUGCACUUGGAUACAUGGCGCCUGAAUUUGCAUGUCCGACAGUGAAGAUUACUGAAAAAUGCGAUGUUUAUGGGUUUGGGGUGUUGGUUUUGGAGGUGGUGACUGGGAAAAGGCCUGUUGAGUACACGGAGGAUGAUGUGGUUGUACUUUGUGAUAUGGUAAGAGGAGCCUUGGAAGAAGGUAGAGUGGAGGAUUGUGUUGAUGGGAGGAUGCAGGGGAAGUUUCCGGCAGAUGAGGCGAUUCCUGUGAUAAAGUUAGGGUUGAUUUGCACGUCUCAAGUGCCAUCUAACCGUCCAGAUAUGGGAGAGGUGGUGAACAUAUUGGAGCUGAUCCGGUGCCCUUCAGAAGGCCAAGAGUUGUUGAUAUGAAUCUAAUCUUAGUUGGUUUGAACCCAAGUACAAUGGCUUACCGGGGAAGAAGAAUCCGGUUGGUUUAGUGAUUUUUAGAAAGAAGUGAAGGUUUGGUUGCCGGAAGUUUGUGCUUUUCUUUGGUUUUGGUUCAUUUUGUUACCGGAUUCCUUUUCACCGGUUCCACUCAGGGACGUGUUUGGUAUUAUAUUCACCCGAUUAGUAAGCUUAAA